CGGAAGUUUGCAUGCGUCGCAGGUCGAACUUCGAAGAUCUCGCGUGACUUCACUCGGUAUAUAAUAGUUAAGGGUCUGCAGUCACUUCCUUCUUCCUAUCUAACCAAUCACCAAAUGGCGGACGACGCCGGUGGUAGAGGAGGUUUUCGCGGUGGCUUCGGUGGCGGAGGCCGGGGACGCGGUCGUGGCCGCGGCCGGGGUCGUGGGAGAGGCCGCGGUGCCCGAGGUGGCAAGGCCGACGACAAGGAGUGGGUUCCAGUGACCAAACUGGGUCGCCUUGUGAAGGACAUGAAAAUCAAAUCCUUGGAGGAGAUCUACCUUUACUCCCUGCCCAUCAAGGAGUCUGAGAUCAUCGACUUCUUCCUGGGGUCCUCGCUGAAGGAUGAGGUGCUGAAGAUAAUGCCCGUACAGAAGCAGACUCGGGCCGGUCAGCGAACCAGGUUCAAGGCCUUUGUUGCCAUUGGCGACUACAACGGCCACGUCGGCCUUGGAGUGAAGUGCUCUAAGGAGGUGGCCACGGCCAUCCGCGGGGCCAUCAUCCUGGCCAAGCUGUCAAUCAUCCCCGUGAGGAGGGGCUACUGGGGGAACAAGAUCGGGAAGCCGCACACAGUGCCUUGCAAGGUGACCGGCCGCUGUGGCUCCGUCCUGGUGCGCCUGAUCCCGGCUCCUCGCGGUACCGGCAUCGUGUCUGCUCCUGUCCCCAAGAAGCUGCUCAUGAUGGCGGGUAUCGACGACUGCUACACCUCUGCCAGAGGAUGCACGGCCACGCUGGGGAACUUCGCCAAGGCCACCUUUGAUGCCAUCUCCAGGACCUACAGCUACCUGACCCCAGACCUCUGGAAGGAGACUAUCUUCACAAAGUCUCCAUACCAGGAGUUCACUGACCAUCUGGCCAAGACCCACACCAGGGUGUCUGUGCAGAGGAGCCAGGCUCCUGUCCCGCCAUCCUGAAGCGUUUUGUAUUUCGGCUGAAUAAACUGUCUGGAAACUA
Paramormyrops kingsleyae is the source of this 991-nucleotide messenger RNA. It is a transcript of the gene rps2, whose product is annotated as ribosomal protein S2. Gene Ontology annotation, biological process: translation. The record is from RefSeq and is a predicted model, not a curated record. Gene Ontology annotation, molecular function: RNA binding; structural constituent of ribosome. Gene Ontology annotation, cellular component: cytosolic small ribosomal subunit; ribosome. Lineage: Eukaryota; Metazoa; Chordata; Actinopteri; Osteoglossiformes; Mormyridae.